Molecule: messenger RNA, 1797 nt
Organism: Pomacea canaliculata
Lineage: Eukaryota; Metazoa; Mollusca; Gastropoda; Architaenioglossa; Ampullariidae
Product: pleiotropic regulator 1-like
Exons: 14
Coding region: 122-1513 (463 amino acids)
Biological process (GO): mRNA splicing, via spliceosome
Cellular component (GO): precatalytic spliceosome; catalytic step 2 spliceosome; Prp19 complex
Molecular function (GO): protein binding
Source: RefSeq, a predicted model, not a curated record
UCCUAUUUGGCUUGUAUCUGUGUAUCGCACAAAGGAAACGGAAAUAGAUCUAAGCUACCACUAUUAAGCGAAGUGUUGUUAGACACAAGGCAGACGUUUUGUGGAAACUUUACAGAAAAAAAUGACAGAAGAGCGCAGAAACAUUUCAGUGCACACAUUGGUGUUCCGGUCAUUAAAGCGGACGCAUGAUAUGUUCUUGGGUGACCAAGGAAAUCUUCCACUGAGAGACGAGAAGAGUGAAGAACUGAAGCGCAUGGUGAAAACGACAGAUGAGUAUGGUCCAGUCAAAGAUCGGGUUAAGGGAGCUGCACAGCAAAAUGGACAUGCUGCUGGUGCUGAUGGCACACCACAUGGUGAUUCUGCUGCCAGUGGGAUGGAGCUUGUUCCUUUGGAUCAGAACAGACUUUUGAGUGGUGGUGAUAUGAGGCGAUCGGGAAGGGGAGACACUACAGGAUCAAGGGCAUUAAUGGCAGUCAGUAUAGGUCAGCAACAAAUGCUUGUUCCUCGCAAAGCUCCUACAAUGCCCAAGCCAGUGUGGCAUCCACCAUGGAAAUUAUACAGAGUAAUAAGUGGUCAUCUUGGCUGGGUACGGUGUAUUGCUGUAGAACCAGGCAAUGAAUGGUUUGUAACAGGUGCAGCAGACCGUGUAAUCAAGAUUUGGGAUCUUGCUUCUGGAACACUAAAGCUGUCACUAACAGGACAUGUCAGCACAGUCCGUGGCCUUGCAGUCAGUUCACGACAGCCUUACCUUUUCUCGUGUGGAGAGGACAAGAUGGUGAAGUGCUGGGACCUUGAGCAGAACAAGGCUGUCCGACACUACCAUGGUCACCUCAGCGCGUGUUAUGCCCUUGAUCUUCACCCAACAAUUGAUGUACUUGUCACAUGUGGACGAGAUGCAACCAUCAGGGUAUGGGACAUCCGAACAAAGGUGUGUAUCCACACUCUGGCUGGUCACACCAACACUGUUUCAUCCGUGAAGUGCCAGGCAGCCGAGCCACAGGUGAUAUCUGGAAGCCAUGAUUGUACAGUCCGACUGUGGGAUUUGGCUGCUGGCCGCACGAAAGCAACAUUGACCAAUCACAAAAAGAGUGUGCGAGCAGUGGUUCUGAAUCCAGCACAAUACACAUUUGCAUCAGGUUCUCCCGACAAUAUCAAGCAAUGGAAAUUCCCUGAUGGUGUCUUUCUGCAAAAUCUUUCAGGACAUAAUGCCAUUAUCAACAGCCUUGCUUGUAAUUCAGAUGGAGUACUAGUUUCUGCAGCUGACAAUGGCACUAUGCACUUUUGGGACUGGAAAACAGGCUACAAUUUUCAGAGACUACAGGCAGCUGUUCAGCCAGGUUCUAUUGAUUCUGAGGCAGGAAUAUUUGCUCUUGCCUUUGACCAGAGUGGUAGCCGGUUGAUCACUGCUGAAGCUGAUAAAACUAUUAAGAUCUACAAAGAGGAUGAAUCUGCUACUGAAGAGACACAUCCCCUCAACUGGCGGCCUGAUAUCUUUAGGAAAAAACGUUAUUAAACUGUAUGACUGCAGGUGGUUUUUUUUUUUUUAACUUGCAGAUUGAAAAAAAUUGAAAGAGACUUCAUAGGUAAAUUGAAAAAUGGUGCAAAAGAUGAAAUGUUUACAAGAUCAUCCCACAUUUUUAGAAUCUAGGUUAACAUCUGAGCCUUUGAGAUUACUUUUUUAGAUUCAGACAGCAGGGCUUGGCCAGCAUUCAAAUUAUAUUUUUGGCUUUUAUGACAUGCCUAGAUAAAUUUUUCAAAGCAUUAGCUUUGAAUUUGCAUUAAACAUUUUCACCUUAA